Messenger RNA from Musa acuminata AAA Group (dessert banana), 3581 nucleotides. RefSeq lists its product as uncharacterized. The transcript has 2 exons. The record is from RefSeq and is a predicted model, not a curated record. Lineage: Eukaryota; Viridiplantae; Streptophyta; Magnoliopsida; Zingiberales; Musaceae. The coding region runs from base 16 to 468 and encodes 150 amino acids.
UCCCUUUACGGAAGCAUGGAGUACGAUCACCGCCCAUCCGGCUCACCUCCCGCUACGCCGCCGCUGAAGAGGAAGCACCACCAUCACCACUGCUUCACCUCCUGCUUCCGCCCCUCCGUCUCUCAGGGAGAACCCGUAUACGAGGAGCGAGCGGCCCGGUCGCCCACCUCGUUGAUCCGGCCGGAACACCGCGGCAAAUGCCUGGGCUUCGGCUACCAUUGCGGCGGGGGGAGGCACCGGCGUCGCCCCUCCACCGAGUUCAGGUACGACCCCCUCAGCUACGCCCUCAACUUCGACGAGGGGUGUGAAGUCGAGUCCCCCACCAGGGCCGAGCAACUCCGGCUCCGCUAUUUCUCGUCCCAGCUCCCGGCAUCGCCGUCGCGCAACGGCACCGGCGCCGGCGGAUUGGAUGACCCUGACAGGGUUCGCAGAGUUGGUGGAUUGGAUGCAUCCUUGCGAUUCUCCUGAUUUGCCGGUUCUCUGUGCCACCGAUCUAAUUUGAUUGCGAUUUCCUUCCCCGUUUCUCUCAAAGCAGAUAACUAACCGGAGAACAUUAGGGUUCCAAUCCUAUUUCUCUGCUAUGAUAAGAAUGUGUAGAUGUUGAUGAUGGACGUCUUUAAAUUCGAUGCAUUUUUUUCUCUUGCAGCCUUCUUUUGACGUUGAUUGGUUUCUUAAAAAUUGGACCUUUCCCUUCCUACUCUACUGAAUUAAUUCUUUCCAGGAAAUCAAAUUUAUUUUGGUAUCAUUUUUUGUUCUUUGACUGCAAAAUAAGGCCCAACAUAUCAUGUCUUGGAAGAUAGAUAAGCCAGUUCAAUAUAAAUCAGAAUAGUCCAUUUUGAAUUAGAAGACAAGAUUCUGCCUUUUUCCUAUUGGAUUUAAGUUACAAUCGAAAAGGAUUCUUUGACCCCGUGCCCCUCGGGACAUAUUGGAUUCAAGGAGUCGUGGAAUUGCUAAUCCUAUACGGCAGAGAGGUUUAUCUGUUGUCACUGAGAUCAGAUUGCCAAGAUUCAAGCUCACAUUAUUACUCAUGGGUUUGGAGCUGGCAUCUAUCUUGGACCAAGCUUUUGAACUGUAAUGCUAAUUUGGGUGGUUUACUUGAAUUUAAUUGUUUAUUGUUCGCUAUUUUAGAGUUGGCCAUUUUGAUGAUGCUCUUAUGUUGUAUCCAAAUUUAGAGUAUGAACGAAUUGGUACUGUCAUUUCAGCUAUUAAUUUUUGUUUGAGAAGUUGUAUUGUGCUCAUGAAUGUUCAAAUGUGAAGUUGGUUUACAUAACAAGAAAAAUAUAUUAUGCUUGAUAUUGUUAUCACCAUUACUCUCAUUGAACUGUGCUUAAAGUGCAAUAAGAUGAAAAGGGCUAGAAAAUAUAAACUAUUAGGUCAUCUGAUCUGCCAUGACACAAUCUUGUCCUAUGUCAUGAUUUCUGGUUAUCCCCAUAAUGUAAUUGAAGAUGCCAUUAACUUGUUCGGUGACGUGGUCAAAGAAGGUGCAAGACCAAACUUGGCAUGGUGGUGAGCCCAUUUCAGCAUUUGCUGAUACCGGAGAAGCAAGAAAAGGCAGGUGGGUCCAUGGUAUUGUGUUCUGAUAUAACCUUCAGGUAUAUAUGAGUGGUUCCAAUUUGACUCCACACAUGCAUGCAAAAUGUGAGCAAAUCAGUAAUGUGAGGAUGAUUUUUUAUUCGACAUCAGACAAAGGCUUAGUUCCGUCGACACUUUGAUGAUGGGUUAUGUAAAUUUUGGUCUUGCAGAUGAAGCUGCUGUGUUGUUUCGGGAAAUGCUGAAAAAUGGUGAAGAGUCUACAUGCUCAACUGGGUAGUUCAGAGCCAGGAAAUGAAAGUCAUGGGUUAUUUGGUUGCUCCACAGGAAGAGCAUUUCAGUUGCAUGGUUGAAUUACUUGGUCGAGCAGGUCAACUUGAAGAAGCAUACAGUUUGAUGAAGUGCUCACUUUUGGUGCAAUGUGCACUCUAUUUGCUUCUUGCAGCGUUCAUGAAAAUCACAAAAGUAGGACAGCUGAUCGAACAAGAACUCUAGAACUGAGGUAAUUAUGCUCUUAUGUCAGAUGUGUAUGCUCAGACUGGUAAGCGGAGUGAAGCUGCAAAUAUAUGAGCUACAGCUAGAGAAAGGGGAUUGGAUAAAGUACCUGGCUAUGACUUGGUUGAAUUGUGUGAGCGUAUUUGUGGCACUUGAAAUCCUUGGAAAAUCUUUCAGAUUAGCAUUACAAAUUCAUGGAUUUUGUACAAUAGUAUAGGAAAAGUAUGUGGUGCUCAUUCUGUCAAGCGAAGCAAGACAUGCAGGAAAACCGAAUUAUUGGAAUCCUAUGGUAAUAUGAUCUGCACAGGUAUUGAAUCUAUUCAGAAUCUAAGUCUUAGUCCUUUCAAAUAUCAUAUCAGCAAUUAGCAUUUGGUUGCAUCAUAAGUUUUGUUGCCUAUACACAAGCAUUUUCAAUGUGACUAACCUUAUACAUCAUCAUGCAGUUUGUGUGAGUUGUUGGGCAAUGUUCAUGCCAUUAGUCUUCCCAAUGAAACAUAACUGGACUAAGAUGAAUGGUCAUCUGCAUCAUAUAUCCUAUAAACUAUACUGCAGUGAAAUUUUUGCUAUACCAGCCUUUGUUAAGAAUCCUUUUACCCCUUAAUAACUGCUUCUUCUUUCUUCCUUUGAAGAGAAAUAUGGUAGUGAUUGGUCCUUAGAAAAAAGAGAGCUGUGUACAACCUUAUGCCACACCAAAUUACCCCCUUCUUAGUUUACCAUUAGAGAAUGUUUUUCCAUUGCACCUAAUUUUGAGUGUUCAGUUAAUUAAUUAUUUUCCCUAAAGCUCAUUGUUGAGAACACUGACUCUACAAUUUAGCAUCACAAAUUCUUGUCCUGAUCUAUCAUUUCUAAUGGUACUUAAAUCUUAAUUUUAGGACUUGCCAAAAGACCUGAAGACAAAUUAAAUGGAAAUAAAAGAUGCACCAUGUGAUGAAAGGCACCAAACUUUGCUAAAGUUUGGUUCCUCCAAUGACAAUGAUGAACAAAAGGAUGCCCUUCAUCACUUGUCCUGGUUAUUCUAAGUGCAGUAUUUUGAGAAUGUAUGGAGCCACCAAACCCUAUUGGACCCUAAAUUCUAAUUCUACAACCACAGAGCAUCUCUUCCUGUUUCCUAAUGAUAUAGGUAUAUGUGAGACUGUACCUUGUUUACAUAAAGUGCAGACAAAAGGAAGAGGAAUAUGAAGAUGCAUCAAGUGUUGCAUGUGAUAAAGCAGUGUCUCUUCCUUGUUUACUGUCAGCAUUCAUGGAAGUAAAAGGAACAUGAGAUGAUGAAAAGACAAUGUUGGGUAACAGGUGGCUUCAGUGAAUGGGGGUAUGCUUUACAUGAGGAUGCAAAGUGGACCUCAAGACACAUGACCUUAAAAGCAAUGAAAUGUUCAUCUCCUAGUAUUUCUUUGUUCUUUGUCUUGUUAUUACAGUGUUCAGGUACAUCAACAGUCAAGGGAUUCUUAUAUCUAAAUCCUUGGAGGUUGAUUAGGUGAGCUUGUUUGUGUUGUGUCCUCAUGAACAUGGAUUGUAGGACAUCCUUACAGGACUCCAAUAUUAGAUUCUCAUACAUA